Molecule: messenger RNA, 1575 nt
Organism: Nematocida major
Lineage: Eukaryota; Fungi; Microsporidia
Product: lysyl-tRNA synthetase, class II
Exons: 1
Coding region: 1-1575 (524 amino acids)
Biological process (GO): lysyl-tRNA aminoacylation
Cellular component (GO): cytoplasm; cytosol
Molecular function (GO): ATP binding; lysine-tRNA ligase activity; tRNA binding
Source: RefSeq, a predicted model, not a curated record
AUGAAAGAAGAGUCACGAUACAGGCUCAUCGAGAGCAAAGUCAGUGCAGGAGAAAACAUCUACCCGUACGACUUUAAGGAAACCCACCAAAUCGCAGAGAUACUGCAGUACGUGCGAGACCAGAAAAUUACGCCGGAGAAUUCCGCAGAGUCUCUCGCCCUGGGCCCCGUGAGAACAGCAGGCCGAGUCCUUGCCGUUAGAACAAUUGGGAAGAUCUCGUUCAUAAAAAUAGAGUCUGAGAGUGCUUCUAUACAGGUUAUUUCCAGGGAAAAGUUGAAGGACCUUUUCCGAGGAGACAUUCUCGGAGCCUCCGGAGAGAUCGGGUUCAGCAAGAAGGGAGAGCUCAGCGUCCUCGCAAGCUCCGUCCAAGUCCUUGCCCCGUGUCUCCACACGUUCCCAACGGAGCACUACGGCCUGAAGGAGACUGAGGCCAGGUACAGGCAGAGAUACCUGGAUCUUGUCACGAAUAAAAGUACCCUGAAAACUUUUAAAAUCAGAAAUCAGGUAAUUUUCCAUAUUAGGAAAUAUCUCAACGGAAAAAAUUUCAUGGAGGUAGAAACCCCAAUGAUGCACAUCAUCCCAGGAGGAGCUGCUGCGAAGCCCUUCAAAACAACCCUCAACGAAAUGAGCAUGGACCUUACGAUGAGAAUCUCCCCAGAGCUCCACCUGAAAACCCUCCUCGUGGGAGGCCUCCCAAGAGUCUACGAAAUCGGGAAACAGUUCAGAAACGAGGGAAUGGACGCAACCCACAACCCAGAAUUCACCACGUGCGAGUUCUACAUGGCAUACGCAGACUAUAAUGACGUCCUGGAAAUGACAGAGGAAAUGAUCAGCGGAAUGGUGGAAAGCAUCUUCGGAAAGACCGUUAUAGAGUACUACGUAGAUGAAGAGUCGCAAAUUGGAAAAACAUCCCACGAGGGAGGAGUCGACCUGAAAAGCAUCGAGGAAGCAUGCCCCGGAAAGAACAAGAAAAGAGUCCGCAUAGACUUCACUGCCCCCUUCAAGAGAGUCGACAUCCUCCAGGAACUCUCCAGAAAACUCGGAGAAGAAAUUUCCCCAGACGUCCUCGAGACUCCAGAAGGACAGAAACUCCUCGAUAGACUCUGCAGGGAGAAGGAGGUAAAGUGCAGCUCCCCAAGAACAGCCAGCAGACUCCUGGAUAAGCUCAUCGGGCACUUCCUGGAGAGUGAGUGCACUGAUCCGACUUUCCUCAUGAACCACCCGAAGAUCAUGUCCCCCCUCGCGAAGGAGCACAGAACCAGGAGAAAUCUCACGGAAAGAUUCGAACUUUUCAUCCUUGGAAAGGAAGUCUGCAAUGCAUAUACGGAGUUAAAUGAUCCCUUCGACCAGAGGAGGAGAUUCAACCAGCAGGCAAGCGAUAAAAGUGCAGGGGAUGAUGAAGCCCAGGAGAUUGACGAGGACUUUUGCACGGCCUUGGAGUACGGAAUGCCCCCUGCAGGAGGCUGGGGAAUAGGCAUAGAUCGUCUUGUCAUGAUGCUAGCAGGAGCCCAGAGCAUUCGAGACGUCAUUUUCUUCCCUACGAUGAAGCCCAGGGGGGAAGUGCCGAAGAAAUAA